This is a messenger RNA of Mercenaria mercenaria, 1957 nucleotides long. Its product is annotated as E3 ubiquitin-protein ligase MYCBP2-like. The record is from RefSeq and is a predicted model, not a curated record. Gene Ontology annotation, cellular component: nucleus. The transcript has 9 exons. NCBI's taxonomy places the organism in Eukaryota, Metazoa, Mollusca, Bivalvia, Venerida, Veneridae. The coding region runs from base 179 to 1687 and encodes 502 amino acids.
ACAGGUUCCUGUAUUCACCAAAAAGGAAGUUUAAAUGUGACAUAUAAUCAUAUAGUAUGUACUUGUAAAUAAAAAGGUGUAAUUACAAAUUGUUGAUUUUGUUUUCGAAAAAUCGUGAGCGUGUUAGGAUUGCGCAAUAUCGUUGAAAGUGUGUGAUUCAGUGAUCGUUAUCUCCAAUAUGGAGGUUGACAUUGUUGAGGGAAUUUUAGCAGAUUUUAAGGUUGAUGUGAUAGUGAACAGCACCAACCAGGCACUGCUGUUGGAUCUUGGAGGGCUGUCCAAGUCUAUAUCCAAGGCAGCUGGUCCUGCUUUACAGUCUGAGUGCUCUCAAUCGUAUCCCAACGGGAUAACAUUUGGUGAACUGGCGUCAACAGAUGGAUAUGGUCUGAAGUGUCAGAAAGUGUACCAUGUGUCCAUUUGUGCUUGGGAUUCAGAGGUCGCUGAUGCCAAAACGGUAUUGAAUCUAGUUGUGAGUGAAUGUUUGAAACGGGCGCAUGAAGACAGAGUAACGUCGAUCGCAUUUCCGACACUAGGUUGUGGAUUUCUGGGUCAUCCUCCCGAUAUUGUGGCACACACUAUGAAAGAAUGUGUAGAAAAUUUCGAAGACACAUUUAAAGACACAACAUUGAAACAAUUGUUUGUUGUUGUGUUCACCAAGGCCAGUGAUUGGAGACAUGUUAAACAGGCAUUUCAACAUGUAUUUGUUAACAACGAGCGACUGACGAAUGAAAGAAAAACGAAAACCGAAUGUAUGAUGGCUUACAAUAUUCCUGUGGCAGACUUCUCUCAGACGUGUAUCCGUGAAAGGAAAAAUAACUCAUGUCGGAAGGUCCAUGUUUGUGGUCAUCAGUGUGGUGGGUUCCUGGACGAGCCUGUGUGCCCACCAUGUAUGCAGACAGGCUGUGCGUCUAGAAUGGAGGGACAAGGCGGAAAUGAUGACUGCACCAUCUGUUAUACAGACCCGCUCUCGGCCGCACCAGUAAUUGAAUUAAAGUGUGGACACCUAUAUCAUCUACAUUGUGUCAAGAGAGUCCUUGAAAGCAAAUGGGUCGGACCGAGGAUAACUUUCAAUUUCAUACUGUGUCCACUGUGCAAGGAGCCUAUAAAUCACUCAAAGCUCAGCGAGCUCCUAGAUCCGGUACAAGAACUUUAUGAGGAUGUAAAACGUAAAGCCAUGACGAGACUUCAGUUUGAAGGUUUGGAUAAAUCUGACCAGGUUACAAACCGUUCCAGCACGUACUACAAUAACCCGGCAAAGUUUGCCAUGGAUAGAUACUGCUACUAUCCAUGCUUUAAAUGCAAGAAGGCAUAUUUUGGAGGAACAGUUCAAUGUGAGGGUGGAGCGGAUGACCGAGAUAUCAAACUUGAAGACAUGAUUUGUCCUGCCUGUAGUGGUCCACAGGGAGCACAGGUUUGCAGUACCCAUGGAACAGACUUUAUAGAAUAUAAAUGUCGAUACUGCUGUACUAUUGCCGUGUUUUUCUGCUUCGGAAACACUCAUUUUUGUAAUUCGUGCCAUAACGAUAACGUUAGAGUAAGCAGAAUGGGCGACAGACUGCCAAAAUGUCCGGCAGGUCCCUCCGGUCAGCAGCUUACAGGAGCUUGUCCACUUGGGAUACAGCAUCCGCCAAACGGAACGGAGUUUUGUAUAGGGUGUGGUCUAUGUGCCAACUUACACUCGUUCUGAAGUUUGUUAGCACUAAUCAAAGAAAGUUUGUGAACUCAUCAACAAUAUUCACCAAGAGAUGAACGAGGAAAGAAAUUUCAUUGAUUUCAUAUAAAAGGCAUUAAAUCACAGUUCAAUCCAUGGAAUAAUGUAUUUGUGUUAUCCGUAUGGAAAUUGCUGAUUUUGUUAUACAUUAAGUAAGAGUAUACGGUUUUAAAUCUAAUCAUUAAUACUUGUUUGUUUUGUCAAAUGUUGUUAAAUCGUUAUUUCAUCAGUAAAUGAAAAAAUAUG